Messenger RNA from Phodopus roborovskii (desert hamster), 592 nucleotides. It is a transcript of the gene Insl3, whose product is annotated as insulin like 3. Gene Ontology annotation, molecular function: G protein-coupled receptor binding; hormone activity. The transcript is spliced from 3 exons. Gene Ontology annotation, cellular component: extracellular region. NCBI's taxonomy places the organism in Eukaryota, Metazoa, Chordata, Mammalia, Rodentia, Cricetidae. Gene Ontology annotation, biological process: adenylate cyclase-inhibiting G protein-coupled receptor signaling pathway. The record is from RefSeq and is a predicted model, not a curated record. Bases 1 to 588 code for a protein of 195 amino acids.
AUGGUUGUGACUGGAGUUGGGGGUGUUGGAGAGCUGACUUACAUGCGGUUCAGGCUUGGGGGCCAAGUGUGGGACUCUGGGGAGGAACAGCUGGGAGGAGAGGCCUUGGUUCGAUUCAAGGACAGCCCCCUCCUGCCCAACUGCGGUCCGUGGGCGGUGCGAGGCAACUAUAAGGGGCAUCGGCACAGGCUGCCUCCAGCCACCAUGUACACACAAAGGCUGCUUCUGCUGCUGCUGCUUCCUGCUCUGGAGCUUGCAUUUCGACCCCCGCAGGCCCCUGAGGCAAGCAACAAGCUCUGUGGCCACCACCUGGUGCGCGCGCUUGUGCAGGUGUGCGGGGGCCCACGCUGGUCCCCCGAGGCCACGCAGUCCGUGGACACCAGUGACCGGGAGCUGCUGCGGUGGCUAGAGCAUCGGCAGCUCCUGCAUGCAGUUGCGGCUGACGCGGACACCGCACUGGACCCCGGCCCACAACCUCCUCCCCAGGCUCCUCAGCGCCGCCGCCGCAGUACAGCCACCAGCCCUGUACACCGAUGCUGCCUCACUGGCUGCACCCAGCAAGACCUGCUGCGCCUCUGUCCCCACUGAAUGG